AUGGAAUUCAAGGUAAAUGUUACAUCAAAUUCAUUACCUAUUCUGCUUCAUUUAAAAUUUAUGAUCUAUCUUGUUUCAGGUUUUCCUACCAUCAAACUUUUUCCAAGUAAAUCAAUUGAAGAUGAGGAAAUUAUUGGAAGGUAUUCAAAGACACCUAAAGAUUAUACUGGACAACGAACUGCUAAAGCAAUUGUCGAUUAUGCUAUAGCUGAAAUACCAUCUUAUGUACAUGUUAUUUCUAACGAUUAUAAAAUAAGGAAAGCAUUUACAAUGGAUGAAUUUUUUGCCAAAGAAACUGUUUCAAAAGUAGUUCUUUUCACUAAUAAGAAUCAAACAACGCCUCUAUACAAAGCACUUUCUUGCGAAUUUCAUAAGAGACUUAUAUUUGGUGAAGUUAAAGAAAAAGAAUCUGCUAUUGUUGAAAAAUUUGGAAUUAAAGGAUUUCCAAAGUUAUUCGUUGUUCCAUCUAGUAGUAAUGAAGCCAUAGAAUUUAAGGAAUCUGUUGCUGAACAUUCUAACAAUCUUGAAAUUCUUCGUAAAGUAAAAAAGAAAUUCCAUGAACAAAGUACUAUCGAUAAAAAACUUAGUUUACGAUUUUUCUGGUUUAAUGCUUUAUCAAAGGAAUCUAAAAAAUUGAUAAAAGAUUUUAAAUUAUCGGAUAUGUUUCCAAAUUUAAUGAUUCUUAAUCCAAAUCGAAAGGUUUAUCGUCCUCAUAUUGGCCCAUUUGAUGAAGAAGGGAUUGAAAAGUUUUUAAAUGAUAUUGCUAAAGGACGUGGAAGUAGUUAUGAAUAUAAUUUUGAUGUUAGUGUGGAAGAGAAAAUCGAAAAGAAGGUUGAUGAAAAGAAGGUGGAGAAGGAUGAUGAAAAGGUUGAAAAGAAGGAUGAUGAAAAGGUUAAAAAGAGGGAUGAUGAAAAGAUUGAAAAGAGAGAUGAUGAAAAGGUUGAAAAGAAGGAUGAUGAAAAGGUUGAAAAGAAGGAUGAUGAAAAGGUUGAAAAGAGGGAUGAUGAAAAGGUUGAAAAGAGGGAUGAUGGAAAGACUGAAAAGAAAGUCGAUGAAAAGAUUGAAAAGAAGGAUGAUAAAAUUGAAAAGAAAGAUGAAAAAAGUGAAAAGAAAGAUGAAAAAAUAACUGAUGAAAAACGUCAUGAUGAAUUGUAA
Messenger RNA from Racocetra fulgida, 1155 nucleotides. The record is from the annotation of a GenBank genome assembly. NCBI's taxonomy places the organism in Eukaryota, Fungi, Glomeromycota, Glomeromycetes, Diversisporales, Gigasporaceae.